Miscanthus lutarioriparius is the source of this 669-nucleotide messenger RNA. Lineage: Eukaryota; Viridiplantae; Streptophyta; Magnoliopsida; Poales; Poaceae. The record is from the annotation of a GenBank genome assembly.
AUGUCCAUGCUCAACAUGUACCCGAGGCUCCAGCUCCAGGCGAGCUCCGUCGUCGACGACGCUGAUGACAACGACGACGUCGACCGCCACGGCGCCUCCUUCGGCUACGGCAUCGCCGUCGUCUGUGUGACCAUCUUCGUGUUCUGCGUGCUCGUCUCGUUGUCCUUCAGCGUCUGGAAGGCGUGCGCCUCCGCCGCCCUGACCGCGCUGCUGCUCAUCGUCGCCGGCUGCUUCGCGCCCAAGAGGUGGUUCCACCACCGGAGCCAGCGGCCGGGCGCGAGCACGGAGCUCGUUGUCACCGUCACGGCCGGCGGCGCAACCCGCCCGGGCUUCCCGUGCCCUCAAGUGAAUGUGCCGCCGGCGUUCGCGUUCGAGUGCCCGGCGCUCGAGGCGGGUGGCGGGGGUGAGCGUGAGCCGGCGCCGCCCGCCGCGAGCUGCGUGGUGUGUUCUGUGUGCCUCGAGGACGUGCGCGGCGGCGAGAUGGUGCGGCGGCUGCCGGCCUGCAUGCAUAUUUUCCACGUGGGGUGCAUUGACAUGUGGCUGCACUCGCACCGGACGUGCCCGAUGUGCCGGUGCGUGAUCUCGCCGGUGGCUGCAGUGACACCUAAAGCUGCAGCAGAAGAGGCACCGGAGUCUUCGGAUGACGAUCAUGACUUGCCGCCUGUGUAA